Dipodomys ordii (Ord's kangaroo rat) is the source of this 693-nucleotide messenger RNA. It is a transcript of the gene Liat1, whose product is annotated as chromosome unknown open reading frame, human C17orf97. Bases 1 to 693 code for a protein of 230 amino acids. Gene Ontology annotation, biological process: protein arginylation. The transcript has 2 exons. Lineage: Eukaryota; Metazoa; Chordata; Mammalia; Rodentia; Heteromyidae. The record is from RefSeq and is a predicted model, not a curated record.
AUGGCGGGCCACGGUGGGGCUAGGGCCGGGGAGUACGGCGCAGACGGGGAGGAGGAUGACGAGGAAGGGGAGGUGUGGCCGGGCGGCGCAGCCGGCUCGCCGCCGCCGUCGGGGUCCAGACUGCCCCCCAUUGCAGGAACCACCACAGAGCUGACCAAACGGAAAGUGAAGAGGAAAAAGAAGAAGAAAAAGAAGACCAAAGGGUCUAGCAAGGGGGACGCAGAGAAACACCAGAGUCAAGGCCCGAAGACUCAGACCCUUUCCUCAUCCUUCCAAGACAUUUUAAGUCCCAGCAAAGGCCACAGCCCUUGGGAAGAAAGCCAACACAGCCCUUCUUCCUGCCAUAGCACGACGUACCCCCAGUGUGCGGAAAUAGAAAAGAACCUCCCGAACCAGGUCAACGAAAGCCUGCGCUGGGAUGGAAUUCUCACCGACCCAGAAGCAGAGAAAGAAAGGAUUCGGAUAUAUAAACUGAACCGGAGGAAGCGGUACCGCAUUUCAGCCCUCAAGGGCUUCCCUUCGGAUCCCAGCCCUGAGGAGACCCCUGACAACUUACCCUACCUCUCAGACAAAGACUGCAGCCCCAACCGUGGGCAGGCCCCCUCCAAACUGGAGCCGGCGCACCCCCACUUGGAAGGCAACCUUACCACAAAGCUCCCGCCCAAUGAUUUAGUCAGUGAUCUGACAAAGUAA